CUUCUUCCAGUCAACUUGGUCCAACUCACCAGUGCUCAGAGCCAUCAUGGAUUGUAUCAUUGCUAUCUCCGGCAAGGACUUUGUUGUGGCUGCUGCCGACGCGAUGGCCGCCCGCUCGAUCGUUGUCAUGAAAUCUGACCACGAGAAGAUGGUUCAGAUGAGCCCUCAUUUGCUCCAAGUUUGCAACGGCCCGUCUGGCGAUGUCGUUCAGUUCUCAGAGUUUAUUCAAAAGAACAUCAAGUUGUAUCAAAUGCGAAAUGGUUUUGCGCUGAGCCCCCACGCCGCUGCACACUACACACGAGACCAGCUUGCUCGUGCCCUGCGUAGCUCGGGUGCCUACCAAGUUAACCUUCUGCUCGCAGGCUAUGACACUAUCAACAAGCAGGCCGAGCUGUACUUUAUGGACUACUUGGCAGCACUUGUCAAGGUUCCGUUUGGCGCACAUGGCUACGCAUCUCACUUUGUGCUCAGUUUGUUGGAUCGAUACUAUACUCCCGAGGUCACUCUGGACGAAGCGCUUCGGCUGAUGAAGAUGUGCAUUGCAGAGGUUCAAAAGCGCCUCGUUAUCAACUUGCCAAAGUUCACUGUCCGAGUGGUCGAUGCACAAGGCACGCGCGACGUGACCUUGGACGACGUCCAGGAAUAACCGUGAUUGCAUUUUUCUUUUUCAUUCAUUGGUGUUUUUUUUUUUUUUUUCCUUCUCCCAUAGUUUGUCUGUGUGUGUGCGUGUGUGUGGAACUUUUUGUCCCUUUGCCCUAUCAAUACAUGUUGACUUUGUACAUUCGCCU
Molecule: messenger RNA, 788 nt
Organism: Capsaspora owczarzaki ATCC 30864
Lineage: Eukaryota; Filasterea; Ministeriida; Capsasporidae
Product: proteasome beta 2 subunit
Exons: 6
Coding region: 47-646 (199 amino acids)
Biological process (GO): proteasomal protein catabolic process
Cellular component (GO): nucleus; cytosol; proteasome core complex, beta-subunit complex
Molecular function (GO): peptidase activity
Source: RefSeq, a predicted model, not a curated record